AUGGCCACCCGUGUGGACAUAGACGAGCAUGCAUCACUCUUGCACCGCUCAAGCUAUUACCUGCCUCUUCCACAAGACGACAGGCAAAAGAAAAGAUCCAUCAAACUGUCGGCUGUAGGCUUUGCCCUGCUGUUACUAUGGAAUGUUGGUGGCUCUUGUGUGUACAUGAUUCGCAGUGUAAAUUGUUUCAAAGACAAUUCCACCGUCUAUUUUUGUGAGAAAGGCGCGGCGUUUCCAUAUUCCGAAGAACUGGUGAUAACAUGGCUUGCUACACUCUCCGUUUUCACAAUCGUCGUCAUCUUGGCAUUGCAGAAAGUUCCAGAUUUUCUUGGAUACAAAGCCAUCCUACAUCAGCUGAAAUUUCUUCCCUCUUAUUGGACUCUGAUGAUUCUUUUGUUUGUAUCCUUGACCAGAUACGUCAAGCUCGCUAUAUCCGCCAAAUCCAUCAAUUCCUGGAUGAUAUUGAUGGGUUUGGCUUUUAACUAUAUUCUAAGAACUAUAUUUGUUGGCUACUUGAAUUAUACGCAGUUGAAUUUUCUGAAGCGUCAAUAUCCCAAUUUUAUCUUUGUGUUGUCAAAGCUUUCCGUGCUGGUGUUAUUUGCCAUCUCUCUAAUGAACUUGCUCGCCACCAUUUUGGAACUUACUGUUCAAGUUCAUAAGGUGCAUCGGUCUACGGGAGCACAACGCUCGGUGCAUUUUGAAAUGAUAAAUGAUCUUCUGCGUGACUUUGGUACAACCACUUUCAGAUUCAAAAUGACGAGUUUCUUUUGGCAGAAACUUUUCAUUGAUGAUAAGAAUAUUCUCUCUAACCAAGCACCUUUGCAGUGAUAACAUGGACGAUAGAGCAGUAAAACAGAGAGUGUAUAGAUUGGUGGGAGUGACGGCCUCUCAUCCCAUUUGGUGCAAUUUUCGAUUGAGUGUCGAAAGUAAUCGGAGAUUUGUUUCAACACGCUCUAUGAUUGGUCCAGGAAACUCUCGCUCCCUUCGGAACCAAUCAGAUGCAACUCUAAACCCAAUCGCAACUCGUACCCUCACGUGUUUCCGCGACUUUUGCAGUUUUGCUUUGU
This is a messenger RNA of Pocillopora verrucosa, 1067 nucleotides long. NCBI's taxonomy places the organism in Eukaryota, Metazoa, Cnidaria, Anthozoa, Scleractinia, Pocilloporidae. The record is from RefSeq and is a predicted model, not a curated record.